Saccostrea cuccullata (small rock oyster) is the source of this 1810-nucleotide messenger RNA. RefSeq lists its product as uncharacterized. Lineage: Eukaryota; Metazoa; Mollusca; Bivalvia; Ostreida; Ostreidae. The coding region runs from base 167 to 1810 and encodes 547 amino acids. The record is from RefSeq and is a predicted model, not a curated record. The transcript has 8 exons.
CGUCUCUAACAUAUGUUAUGUCCAGACUAUAACAAAAACUCAAACCCUUAACUUGAAAGAAGUCGAAGUAGGAGGAAUUUUGGCGCAGCUGUGACGUCACAGGGAGAUUUGAAAUCUAAGCAUAAGGUUGUAUGAACAGUGAUUUUUACUGAGAGAUUAUUCGAAUAUGUCAAUGGGAGGGAACAUAGAUGCCUGUCCUGUUACCAAGGAAACAUGGGAGGCACGAGCAGCAAUAAAACAGGCGGAUUGUGGUGGACAGAGUGUUUAUCAUUGUCUGUCUGACAGUAAAGGUUGGAAGUGGGAACGAUGUGUGGAGAAAACAAAGAUCAUUGCAGGGCAAUGCCCGAUUUUUACUGCUGAUGGCUACAUUGACUGGCAACCAUGUAACACUACCAUCCCAAUGUGUCCAAACAGCACCUAUGUAUCUAACGAAGUGUAUAAAUAUCCAGCUUGUUUUGGUAACAAUACUCCAAAAGAUGCAGAUCUAGGAACCAACACAGGACUGAUCGCCGGACUUGUUACUGCUUUUGUUGUUGUUGCAAUUGCUGUAUUGAUCAUUGUUAUUAUGUAUCGGCGGAGACGAGGCAAUACUGGUUCAGGAAAGCCUGAAGAACAACAGCCCAUGAUCACACAGGCCGGAGUUUCUCAUCAUCAACCGGUGACGGAAGAUAUGCGCGUAGUCAAAAAUGCUUUAGGAACACUAUCACGUGAAAAGUGUGUUGUCAUUUUGGGAAAAUUUGGAAGUUCUGUUUCCAGCACAUCAUUACGUAUACUGACGGCGUAUGUGAAAGAAAAUAAGGACUGGAAAAUCAUCCAGUGUAGAUAUACAGAAAUACCAAAAGUAAUCGACGAGAACACCGUGAUGUUUGUGUAUGGCUGGUUUGGUAUUUGGAAUGAAGACCCUUGUUCCAUGAAAAAUGUAACAAAUGCAUGCAAGUCUCUUGUGGACAUUUUACAUGAAGUCGCGCAUGUCAAAAUUGUAAUUGGAAUGAGGUCCGAUUUGUCAAAGAAAUAUCAUCAAAUGUUAGAAAAAGAAGCAAAGUAUCUCUUUGAUAAAGAAAUAAGUCUUGAUACCGAAAAUGAAGCUAGGUAUGAAGAGUAUAAGACAUAUUUUAAAGAAAACAUUAAGGACCCGUGUGAGAAAAAAAUUUGCGAAUGCCAAGAUCUGGAAUUUGAUAUGUUAAGAAGAGGAAGUCAUAUUGGCAUUCCAUUAAAAAUGAAUGUACUGGCAAAGUUUCAUGAUGAUGUCAUUCCUGCAUAUCUAAUUCAUCGUGAUCUCUUGAAAUCGUUUGUAGAGCACUUGACAGCUUUAAACAAUGAAAAAACCAAGCUAAUUUAUCAAUGGAUAAUGUACAUAUGUUUGAAAGGCAAAUUUGAUCGGUCAAAUGGUUUUGAUGCUGAAUUGUGCGAAAACAUGGGGUUUGUAAUUCAAGGUUCGUCAUUUGAUGGAAUGUACAAAAAUGAGUUAGGAAGAUACCUAAAACCGAGGAAUUCUGAUCAACAAAAUGAUGUUCCCCCUGAAUCAACACAGUACGUCUUCUGGCAUCCCUUUAUCUACAUUUGCGCCUUCCAUUCACUUUACGAGAAGGACCCGGAAGCUGUCUUGAGGCAUUGUAAUAUUGAUGCCAUUAUUCAGCUAGUACGUCCAAAGGAUAAUAAAUCAUUCUUCGAAGUUAGUAUUGAUAAAGAAAAAAUUCCUAUAUUCCUGGACAGAAUGCAUCAGUUAGAUAUGUCAAAUGAUUACAUGCUACAUCCCUUGGUUACAGCGCUAGCGAGAGAUGAAUUAGAAAAUAUGUGUCGUCCGAGCUGA